AUGGUAGCAAUUGAGGUUUUACAUUUUAUGAAAGCCAAGACGCGAGGGGAAGACAGAUAUGUUUCUCUAAAACUUGAUAUUAGCAAAGCCUAUGAUCGUAUGGACUGGAAUUAUUUGAGGGCUGUUUUGAAUAAGAUGGGUUUUCAUAACCGUUGGAUUCAUUGGAUGUGUAUGUGCGUCGAAUCAGUGGAUUAUUCUGUGCUUGUAAAUGGUACACAGGUCGGUCCUAUUAUUCCAGGGCGGGGUGUCCGUCAAGGGGAUCCUCUCUCUCCGUACUUGUUUAUUAUUUGUGCAGAAGGUUUAUCUUCGCUUAUCAGAGAUGCCGAGACAAGAGGUGUCCUCACCGGUACAAAGGUUUGUUGUCAAGCACCGUCAAUUUCUCAUCUUUUAUUCGCUGAUAAUUGUUUUCUCUUUUUCAAAGCUAACAAGGAUCAAGCACAUGUUAUGAAGCAUAUUCUAUCCACUUAUGAAUUAGCUUCUGGUCAAGCGAUCAGUUUACCAAAGUCUGAAAUAUAUUGCAGUCGUAAUGUUCCUGAUGACCUCAAAGCUAACAUUACAGAUAUUCUAGGCGUCCAACUUGUGUUGGGCACAGGUAAAUAUUUGGGCUUACCUUCUAUGAUAGGUCGAGAUCGAAAUGCUACUUUUGCUUACAUCAAGGAUCGUGUUUGGCAGAGAAUCAAUUCCUGGAGUGGUAAGUGUCUCUCUAAAGCAGGUCGAGAGGUUAUGAUAAAAUCUGUUUUGCAGGCUAUUCCUUCUUAUGUGAUGAGUAUCUUUCAGCUUCCCACUACCUUACUAGACUCAAUUGAAAAGAUGAUGAACUCCUUCUGGUGGGGCAACGGUAAAACAACACAAAGAGGGAUUCAUUGGAUGAAUUGGGAGAAGCUUUCAGCACCAAAGAUUCACGGAGGUAUGGGUUUCAAGGACCUAUCUGCUUUUAAUUUGGCUAUGUUAGGUAAACAGGGAUGGAAAUUUAUUACAGAACCAGAUUCUCUGGUGUCUCGAAUUUUUAAAGCUCGUUACUUCCCCUCUGGCUCCUAUCUCACGGCCACUGUUGGGCACAACCCCAGCUAUGUUUGGCGCAGCAUCAUGCGUGCUAGAUUUAUUGUGGUUAGACAAGUUUUUAGUGAUGAUAUAGCAAACAAAGUACUACAUACGCCAUUGAUUUCUCAGGUUGACGAGGAUAGAAUUAUAUGGAAAGCGGAAAGGCACAGACGUUACUCUGUUUGGAAUAGAACAGGUCUUUGGGGUUCGGUGCAACACGCCCUUUCUACCACUGCCUCAGCUUCGGAAGCUAUAUUUUAUCUGUUGGAGACUUUGUCGGUUGAAUUAAAACAACAUAUGUCAUCUGUAUUAUGGAGUAUAUGGAAGCACCGCAAUCUCAGAGUGUGGGAUGAUGUAACAGAAACAAGUGCCGCGGUUGUCGAGCGUGCUAGAAACAUGCUUGCAGACUGGCAACUGGCUAAUGCUCCGGAUGUUCUUGUAUCUAGAUCGAAUCAUCAACCAACAACGGCCUCCACCUCUCAACAACAUCGAAUCACGUGGCAGCCUCCCGUGGCCGGAAGAUACAAAUGUAACAUCGAUGCGGCCUUCUCUUCUCACGUCAACCGUACAGGUAUUGGUAUUUGUGUUCGCGAUGCAGAAGGUACGUUUGUUCUGGCUAAGACUAUGACAUACCCUUGUACUGUUCAGGUGGAAGUGGGUGAAGCUUUAGGGCUGCACUCUGCUUUGCAAUGGUUGAGUGAUAUGCAAUUUGACAAUGUGGAUUUCGAAACAGACUCUAAGUUGACAGCUGAAGCCUUCCUUUCUACUAGAAACGACUUGUCCGAAUUUGGAUGCAUUAUUUCCUCAUGUCGUUCUUUGUUCAGUACUUUCUUUUCUAACUCUAGGGUGGAGUUUGUUAGGCGACAAGCCAACGUGGUUGCUCAUGCUCUUGCAAGGGAGGCCACGUCUUUAACUAGUCCCGCCGAGGCUCCUCUUGAGUAUCAACUUAUUGUUGGACUUGUUCUUCAUCAAAUAUUGCAGGAAGUUAGGAACAACUGGAUUAGAACUCCUCUCCUUCUUAUUCCAAUUCCAAACUUCUGA
This is a messenger RNA of Medicago truncatula (barrel medic), 2082 nucleotides long. RefSeq lists its product as uncharacterized. The record is from RefSeq and is a predicted model, not a curated record. Lineage: Eukaryota; Viridiplantae; Streptophyta; Magnoliopsida; Fabales; Fabaceae. Bases 1 to 2082 code for a protein of 693 amino acids. The transcript is spliced from 4 exons. Gene Ontology annotation, molecular function: nucleic acid binding; RNA-DNA hybrid ribonuclease activity.